Molecule: messenger RNA, 778 nt
Organism: Canis lupus familiaris (dog)
Lineage: Eukaryota; Metazoa; Chordata; Mammalia; Carnivora; Canidae
Product: USP6 N-terminal-like protein
Exons: 8
Coding region: 1-501 (166 amino acids)
Source: RefSeq, a predicted model, not a curated record
AUGGCGAGGCCGGCAGGACGCUGGGCAGCUGCUGGCAGCCCCUGCCCUCCCUGGAGGAGCCCUGCCCUCCCCAGGCCCCUAGGGGGUGGGGGGUGGCUGUGGGGCCGGGGCCUCAGGGCUCUGCAUCUCUUGCCUUCCAGGGACAAGGAGCUGCCCGGCCCCAGCCCCCGCGAGGCCAAGAAACUCCGCCAGGAGACCCGGCGCGCGGACAAAUGGAUAAAAAUGCUCAAGCGAUGGGACCACUACCUCCUCAGCGAGAAGCUGCGGUGCCGGGUCUACAAGGUGGUCCCGCCCCAGGUGCGGGGACAGGUGUGGCUGCAAUUGCUGAACGUCCAGGUUAAGGCCAGGAAUGCCGGGAAAUACCAGGAAAUGAAGGAGGCGGCCCUGGUCUCCUCCCAGGACAUCAUGCAGAUCGACCUGGACGUCAACCGGACGUUCCGCAGUCACACCAUGUUCUGGGACCGCUACGGGGUCGGGAGGUGGGCUACUGCCAGGGCAUGAGCGAGAUCGCGGCCACCCUCCUCAUGUUCCUGCCCGAGGAGGACGCCUUCUGGGUGCUGGCCCAGCUGAUGACCGACGACAGGCAUGCCAUGCACGGACGAGGAGCAGAUGUCCACUGGAAUCUACACCCCGAAGCGGUUUCUCCAAUGCUUCCUCGGCCGGACCCCCUUCUCGCUCAUCCGGAAGCUGUGGGAUGCUUAUAUACUGGAUGGGGAGUGGGUGCUCACGGCCAUGGCCUGCACCAUCCUCAAGGUGCACAGGAGUAAGUGAGCCCUUG